CUCCUCCUCCCUCCUUCUGCAGCCACCGGCUGUCGCGGUCGGGAAAGUUUGUGCGGAGCGCCGGGGAGUGGCGAGCAGCGAUCCCGCCAGCGGCGCUCGGGCUCGGGGAGCCGGGGCCAGGCGCGGGAGCCGGCGCGCGGCCAACACCUGCGGGCGGCUGGAAGGGUCCAAGUAUAUACCUCAAUCUUUGACCUUAUUCUGACUUCAUUCCCUUUCUCUCUGGAGCUCCCAACAGGAGCUAAAUGUCCUUGGGAAAUUUCAGUGGAUAGGUGCCACCAGACCUCUGAUGCCCACCCAGAUGUGGGGCACAGCUGUCCAGAGGCAUGCUUCUCACUCAUGUCUUGCUGCUACUGCUAUUGAUCUCCUGUCAGCUGCAGGCUGCUUCUGCCCAAGUGAUGGAUUUCCUCUUUGAAAAAUGGAAGAGCUACAGCGAUGAGUGUCACUACAACCUGAGCCUGCUGCCCCCUCCCACGGAGCUGGUCUGUAACAGGACCUUUGACAAAUAUUCCUGCUGGCCGGACACCCUCCCCAACACCACAGCCAACAUCUCCUGCCCUUGGUACCUGCCUUGGCAUCAUAAAGUGCAGCACCGAUUUGUCUUCAAGAAAUGUGGACCUGAUGGGCAGUGGGUCAAGGGGCCCCAGGGCCAGGCCUGGCGCAAUGCUUCUCAGUGUCAAAUGGACAUCAGUGAGAUCUGGUCACAGAACAAGUCUGCUCAGAUGUACAGCAGUUUCCAGGUGAUGUACACUGUGGGCUAUUCAUUGUCCUUAGGAACAUUGCUCCUUGCCCUCCUUAUCCUGCUGGGAUUCAGCAAGCUGCACUGUACCCGUAACUACAUCCACAUGAAUCUAUUUGUCUCCUUCAUUCUCAAGGCCAGCUCUGUGCUGGUCAUUGAUGCCCUGCUCAAGACCCGAUACAGUCAGAAGAUUGGAGAUGACCUCAGUGUGAGUGUCUGGCUCAGUAAUGAGGCGGUGGCAGGGUGCCGAGUAGCCACGGUGUUCAUGCAGUACGGCAUCGUGGCCAAUUACUGUUGGCUGCUGGUGGAAGGUGUCUACCUGCACAACCUGCUGGUGCUGGCUGUCUUCUCAGAGAAGAGUUACUUCAACCUCUACCUGGGCAUCGGAUGGGGGGCCCCCAUCCUCUUUGUCAUCCCUUGGGUUGUGGUGAAAUUUUUCUAUGAGAACAUCCAAUGCUGGACCAGCAAUGAUAACAUGGGUUUCUGGUGGAUCCUCCGAUUCCCUGUCUUCCUAGCUAUCCUGAUCAACUUCUUCAUCUUCAUUCGUAUCAUCCAGAUCCUCAUUUCCAAACUUCAAGCUCACCAGAUGCGAUACACUGACUACAAAUUUCGGUUGGCCAAGUCAACGUUGACUCUGAUCCCUCUUCUGGGCAUCCAUGAGGUGGUGUUUGCCUUCGUGACGGAUGAGCAUGCUCAGGGCACCCUACGCUCCAUCAAGCUUUUCUUUGACCUCUUUCUCAGUUCAUUCCAGGGCAUGCUGGUGGCUAUUCUGUAUUGCUUCGUCAACAAGGAGGUUCAGGCAGAGUUGCUGAAAGCCUGGCGUCGUUGGCAGCUCGGGAGGGCCCUGGAGGAGGAGCAUCGCCACACAUGCAGCCACAUGAGCUCCGGCCGGCCGGGCUCCACCUGCCCUGGGGAGAAGCGCCAGCUGGUCAGUUGUAGCAGCACCAGCAAUGGGGCAGGAGGCAGUCAGGCAAACGCUCUAACCCAAAGUUCCUAUCUUGAGAAGACUGGGGCCAGCUCCUGUGACCCAGACACUGAGGGCAAGGGAACCACCUUUCCUGGGCUGGCAGAGAGCAACUUCUGAGCCUUCUGUGUGAGGAAGGGGCUCCUAGACCCAGAGCCUGGAACCUGGAAGGUGGAGCAGCAGGUCAGGAGAAACCUGGAAAGCCGAUUGAGCCCAUCUGGAGACAGGGGACAUUACCCAAAGGACUCAGAGGCAGCGUGGUGCUGUGGAAAAAAACAGUUGACUCAGCUCGGUGGUUAACUAGUUGUGUGAGCUUAGGCAAAUAUUUUCCCCACUCUCAAUUUUAUUUUCUUUAUUUGUAAAUGAGUCGGACUAAGUGAGUUCCAAGGUUCCUUUCAGCUCUAAUAACCUACAAAUCUAAAAUCUAGAGUCUAGAAUCUGCAGCUCAGAACCUGGAGGUCAGGCUAAGAGAAAGACUGGCAGAUGGAAUGAAUUGUGGUGGGAGAAGGGAAGCAAAACAAGUGCCCUGGUACUCCCCUGCCUGGGUACCAAGUAGUGCUAUCUGUCCU
Sarcophilus harrisii (Tasmanian devil) is the source of this 2269-nucleotide messenger RNA. RefSeq names its product glucagon receptor (gene GCGR). Gene Ontology annotation, cellular component: plasma membrane. The transcript has 15 exons. The record is from RefSeq and is a predicted model, not a curated record. Gene Ontology annotation, biological process: adenylate cyclase-activating G protein-coupled receptor signaling pathway; cell surface receptor signaling pathway. Gene Ontology annotation, molecular function: glucagon receptor activity; peptide hormone binding. Bases 324 to 1820 code for a protein of 498 amino acids. Lineage: Eukaryota; Metazoa; Chordata; Mammalia; Dasyuromorphia; Dasyuridae.